This is a messenger RNA of Clonostachys rhizophaga, 582 nucleotides long. NCBI's taxonomy places the organism in Eukaryota, Fungi, Ascomycota, Sordariomycetes, Hypocreales, Bionectriaceae. The record is from the annotation of a GenBank genome assembly.
AUGUCAAAACUCUCAAUCUGCACCAACUUCUCUUCCACCCUCAGCUUCCCCGACACCGACACGAGGAGGCCCGCCAGCCCCCAACUAAGUGCCGGCCCCAUCUUCGCCGGCUCUGCCAUCCAUCAUGACCUAUCUCUACCGACCUACGAUCCAGAGACGGGCCUCGACCUCUUCCCACGCCUACCAGAGGACGAUGAUGAUGUAGACAGCCACCACAGCACCACUCCAUCCAACGACGGGGACAUCACCGGCGACGAGAUCACCAUCAACACCAGAAACAACGACGGGAGCGGGACCAGCCUCCGCAGGAACCUGUCCGCCCGCCUCGCCCACUUCCUCCCCAAGGCAUGGUCGGCCCCUUCGUCCCCCGUCGACUCCGAGCCCGACCAGCCAGCGCAGGCAGAGCAGCUUCGGAACCACAGCCCCACGUACUGCAAGCACACCUGGAAUCGGGAUUGCAAGUGCCCCGUCAUCUUGAGCUCCAGCGAGGGCGGCUACUGUUGGUCUUGCCGAGGGCAAAGAUGUGCUGCUGGCAGCGCUUCCCUACGCGCGGCUCAACUCUUGGAGAUCACAACCCAGUAG